Molecule: messenger RNA, 3783 nt
Organism: Neurospora crassa OR74A
Lineage: Eukaryota; Fungi; Ascomycota; Sordariomycetes; Sordariales; Sordariaceae
Exons: 2
Coding region: 276-2672 (798 amino acids)
Source: RefSeq, a predicted model, not a curated record
CACUUUGCCAAUUCUCUAAUUUGUUCGACCGUCACCUCAACAAGAGAGAUCUUCCUAUCCAUCACGCGCCCUAGCACGCCUUAGCAGCACAGCUUCACCCGCCUCAUCGGACACCAGCUCUCUUCAACUCCAUCCGACCAAGCAGACUUUACGCUCACGAUCGUCUCUGCCAAGAUUGAGGCUAUCUGUGCUCCCGACGAGAACCACUCCAGAUCGUCCCUUCUCGACACCUGUGCUUGCCGUACCGGACGACUACGUCCUCUAUCCAGCUCAUCAUGAGCCAACCAACCCUUGACGGCCUCGAGACCCAUCAGUUAGAGGCCCUAUUACACCAGAGUCAAGAGCAAGCUCGCGCUGCCGAGAUCCAGGCUCGCGCCAUUGAGAAUCAGCUCAAAGCUCGAUCUUCAGUGCCCACGCCAUCCUUCUCAGAUUUCGACACUGUACCGGGGAAUUAUCGAGUCUCUUCCUCGGGUUCACCAGCAGCCAGCAAUGUACGCUCACGAAGCAACACAAUACCCCGCAGUGUGGGAGGUGUCGGCAUGGUCCCGACUUUGAGCUUCAACGGCAACCAUGCACCGCAACCGCCACUGGAGCAAAGUCGCCCUAUGAAGCGCUCAAAGACCACUCAUCCCACCACGCCGGCCACUGCUGCCACCACAGUGAGAAUGGCGAGAUCCCGCUCAAGCGCAUCGGCCCAGCCCGCGUACAGGCCGCACAACCCAUUUGCUGGAUCCGGCCCGGUUACCCCGCCGUAUCCCCGGCCUGCGCGGAACAGCCUGCCAGCUACCCACCCCAGUUCCACGAUACUGGAAACCGCCUUCAACCUCAACCAGUUGCAGCGGCCUACGGCUACUGCCUUUCUUUACGGGAAUCCCAGCUUCCAUGCCCAGCUUCCUCAACGGCCGUUGCCGAUGGGGUCACUAGCAGAGACUGGCAUGGAGAUGAAUCCAGCUGAUUUUAUCUCCAUGUGGGACCAGGAGGAAAUGGCCAUGACAUCGCCUCUACAUACGCAGCCCAUUGGUAUCCCUACAGCCAGCCAUAUCGGCCACUUCCAAUAUCCUGGCGACUCUGGGAACCCGUCAGUGUGCGGCUCCUUAACAUCGGCACCUACUCUCGAAACCGUCCCGAUGACAAGGUCCAACAGCAAUCUAAACGACAAUAUGCCCAAUCACUUUGCCGAAAUGGUUCGCAUAGAGUCUCAGCAACCGAGUCCACGAAACCGCCGGGAAAGCUAUAGUCAACCGCAGCCCUUCACGACCUCGCUGUUGGGAAAACGGUCAGCGUCCGAUCCUGAUUUCCUGGAUGCCGACACCAAUGGGCUUCCAGUCUCGUUCGAUAGCCACCUUUACUCUGCGUCGGCACCCGCAAACACACUUUCCUUGAGCAACCAAUACCAGAUGGGGAACUUGGUACUGCAAUCAACCUCUGAAUCUCCGGCUGAAGACGACAUCGAACAAGAACUGGAUCAGCACCUGUCCAUGGAGAGAUCGGAAUCCAAGGAUAGCGAAAAGUCAAACCAGUCCCAGUCGUUGAAGCAUCGUGCCAAGGAGGCUCUCGUCCGUCAAAACGUCAACGCCUCCAAGUCCCGACAUCUCCAGCCCAAACCUGCCACAGACGCUACCAAAAUGGAAUCUUCGGAACCGGCUGGUGUGGCUGGCAAGGACGGAAAGGCCGUCAUCACCAAGACCAAGUACGAGCGACCCAAGCACCCCAAGGUUAAGUGCCUUCAGUGCAACGAGAACCCAGAAGGCUUCAGGGGCGAGCACGAGUUGCGUCGACACACCGAAGCGAAACAUAACAUGUUGGUCAAGAAGUGGGUCUGCCGUGAUCCAGCUCUCGACGGCAUUCCCCAUUCGGAAAAGGCCGUCAAGCCUCUUGCGGAUUGCAAGCAAUGCUCGCAGGGAAAGCAAUACGGAGCGUACUACAACGCUGCUGCUCAUUUGCGCCGAACGCACUUCAAGGUCAAGCAGUCGCGCAAGGGUGCCAACUCCAAAGGUGCCAAGAGUGGCGCUGGCCAGGCCAGUAAAGCUGAAGAGGAGAAGCGUGGUGGAAAAGGUGGCGGCGACUGGCCUCCUAUGUCCGAGCUCAAACACUGGAUGGUGGAGAAGCUGGUUCCCAUGGACCAAGAGGGCGCCUUCAACCAAGACGGUGCUGAUUCCGACGGCGGGGUUGACCCUGAAGACACGGAGAAUGGACUCUUCGACGCUCAAUACGUUCAGGCCGGGUUCGGGCUCGCGCCCAGGACAGGUGUCUUUGAUGUAGCUGCCUUUGCCGGCGUAGGUGGAAGCUUCCAGGAUUUCGACGCGUUGAACGCCACAGCUUUCCCCAACGUGAACGGAGAACUGGGCCUACCAAGUUCAGGUCUCCUCAUGGACGCUGGCCUAUAUGUGCACCAGCCAAUCCACUCCAUGCCCAUCGCUUCGGGAUUCGAUUUUGGCACGGCUCCGGAUGCGCCGCAACAACAACAACAACAACAACAACAUGCCAUGCCACCCGCCAUGACGAGCACCGACAAUCACAAUUACACAUCCCCUGUCUCGUCGACUACCACGAUUACCCAAGUCGGCUUAUCAGCGGAACACCAAUUUCUCAUGGCACCGGCCAUGCAAGCCUCGCAGAACGAUGUGCCGGAUAUGUCCUUCGAUCUGAUGUUUACGGCUGGCGCACAGUGACGCCGACUUGCUAAUGGUCGUCUAUCUGGAUUCUUGCCUUCGACGUCCGGCUUUUUCACAUGAAAUCUUUCUUCCUCGUCUCUUCAUGACAGCGUUUUCUUGAGCCGCAUUACGCCUUCGAUUCUUCUGCUUCCUAUGCCGGCUUUAUAUUUCCCCGAUUUCACUCUGUCUGGUCUUGGUCCUCUGGUAGGGCACAGGGGCGUGGUGGAUACGUUCCGCAAUGGUUCCGCAGGUGUCUCGCUUCGCUCGGGAUCCUCGAACCUUGACGCAGACCCUGAUCGUCGCACACAUGGAUCAACUGUCGCACGACCUCGAAUUCAGAAUGUCCAUGGCGCUUUGAGCAGCACAGCCCCCGUCGGCCGAAACAAGGCCUUCAGCCAGAAGCUCACCCGACAUGCCGCGAGUUGACAUCAUGACGACCAGGGCACUCCAUAUUGCCCCGUCUCGUCCUUUGGGUGUCACUAGGGUCCGGCGUUAGCACCCAUCUUUGGAGAAUCCUUUUGUUUUCUUGUCACCUAUUGUGGUUUUUCUACUUCAGCGUUCUUACAUCACUGUUUCAGCUUUCGGUACGACACGACACAAGCAAGCAAGCAUAAGCGUCAAGAGGCAUUGCGUGUACAGGUUGUUUGGGUAGUACAGGAGAUUCAGCCCGACGGCGAACGGUUAGCGGGUAGCGGCGGCGUUCCGCAAGUGGUGUUUCGGAUAAGGGACCGUUAGGUUCUGUGUGUGUUUUUCUUUGGGGGGCUUUUUGUUUUUUUUUUUGGGUAGGCUGUCUUGCAUGUUCCACGCACGGACAUUUGGCUUUACGUGGUUUUUCUACGAUACGAUUACCCCCUUGUGUUCGUUUGUUACUUGUUGAUGUGUUGUCAACAAAUCCUGGUUUCUGUACACAGCGAUUUCCCAGGUCCUUUUUUUCGUCGUUCUUGGUGUUUAUGGAUUUGAGCCGGCGGCAGAUAUACAUUACAUGGGUAUCUCUUUGGAUAAGGGCAAUUUGACAAAAAGAGAGCAAUUGGGGAAAAGAGCAGCAGACAGAGAGAGAGUGUGUGUGUGUGGCAGGGCCACAUGCCAGUCUGCCUUAUCAGAUAUCAAAUACCAAAUACCAGAUACCGGA